GGUGUUACUAUAGGCUCCUACUAUAUACUACUACAAUGUACUACUAUGAUAAACUACAAUGCUGUCAUUAUAAUAUUAUAUGUAUUGUUCACUUGUACUUGAACUUGUUCUUCCCACUAUGUUCAAUGUCUUCGUCUGCUCGUCUCAGUGUGGCAGCCGUGUGUUUGACGUGCAUUCUCAUUUCUUUUUUAUCUGAAAUUGCGCGACAUUGUCUGGGCCUCACACGACAUCUCUGAUGACGCAUGGAGCUUAAACCUUUUGCCUCCUUACCGCAGUAUGGACCCUCACUGCAGUACUUAACUUAACACUUAGUAACUGUACAGACUACUGUAAGACUAAAUGUAGUACUAUAUAGUAUGACUAUAGUAAUAUAGUAGUUCUAUACUACACGGAUUUCCUCAAUCUCUUGUGCACUCCCGUACUGAAUCUUAAACUCUCUAUCACACUAUUAAUCUCUAUUAUCAUGUGAAACACUCUAUAUAAGCUAACUAAGUAAUUUAGCUCAUAACUAACUCAUAACCAUCACUAACACUAUUCAUUCAUUACUUCUACUACCAAUUACAACUAAUCAAUUCUACUACCACUAAUAAUUAUCUAUCUAUACUAUGUAUACUUUGUAUACUUCCGACUUUCUCCUUUGUAGCAUCACAUGACCCCGACCACAUGAGCUGCCCCACUCAAUAUCAAUCUAC
Messenger RNA from Scheffersomyces amazonensis, 692 nucleotides. RefSeq lists its product as uncharacterized. Lineage: Eukaryota; Fungi; Ascomycota; Pichiomycetes; Serinales; Debaryomycetaceae. The coding region runs from base 36 to 236 and encodes 66 amino acids. The transcript has a single exon. The record is from RefSeq and is a predicted model, not a curated record.